AAAAGUAUCAAAGCUAAACACGUUUAAGACACGAUGUUAGGUUGCGCAUAAAAAACAACAACAACAAAAAGACAACGUGGAAUAAAGACAAAUAAUGACGAAUGGAAUUAUGUCAACAGGAAGUCGACUUUCGCCGCCCCUCCUCCUCCUCCGGGCGGGCGGGGGAUGAUGACGUCGACUUCCUCACUUUCUCCGCAGCAGCAGAAAAAAGAAAAAACGGAAAAGCAGGAAAAGAAACUGAGGAGGAGGAGAAGAGGAAGAGUAUCCGAGAAGGAGCGCCUCGUCUUUCUUGCUUCUCUCCUUCAAACGUCAGCUCCUCGGCGGCCAUGAAGCCCCGCCUCCUUCUCGUCCAAGGCGACCCCGUUUGCCGCCAGCAGGCCGCUCGCACGGAGGUUCGCGAGAUGAGGGGCGACCCAUGAGGACCCUGAAUGAAACAAACAAGGAGUGGGGGGAGGGGGAGGGGGAGGACAACAAGGUGAAGGCGGCCCAGCUGUGGCGAGACGCCGCCCUCCGGUCCAGGAAGCUGCGCAGCGACCUGCGCCAGCUGCCCCCCUACCCCAAAGACCAGGACCUGUCCCACGUGGAGGCCCUGAACCUGGGCAACAACCUCCUGCAGGAGCUGCCCGAAGGCCUGGCGUCCAGCCUCAACAACCUGCGUGUGCUGGUGCUGCGUAGGAACCGCUUCUCCAGCGUGCCGCGAGCCGUGUUCGAUCUGCGGCAGCUGGUGGAGUUGGACCUGAGCCACAACCGGCUGAGGGGCGUGGCGGAGGGCCUGGGCCGGCUCAGCACCCUGAAGAAACUGAGCGUCAGUCACAACAACAUUCAGCAGCUACCCGAGCGCAUCGCGGCUUUAGUGCUUCUGGAGGAACUGGACGUCAGCUUCAACGACCUGCACGACAUGCCCGAGUCCUUCCGCGGCCUCGCCCGGCUGCGCACGCUGGACGUGGACCACAACAAGCUGAGCAGGUUCCCCCCUGAGAUCCUGGCCCUGGCCGACUUGGAGGAACUGGACUGCUCAGGGAACAAGUUUGAAGUUUUGCCAGAGGACGUGGUCAAGCUGAAGAGCAUCAAGAUCUUGUGGCUGAGCAGCCUCCGCUUGAGGUCUUUACCCGAUACCUUCUGCCGGCUGCGGAACCUGGAGAGCCUGAUGCUGGACGGGAACCACCUGGCCGCGUUGCCGCACGCUUUUGGCAGCCUGCAAACACUCAAAAUGGUCAACUUGUCCUCCAACGAGCUCACGGACUUCCCUGAGGUACUUCUGGACAUUUCGGGUUUGGAGGAACUGUACCUGAGCAGGAACAAACUAACUCAGGUUCCGCGGGAAAUCGGGAGGUUGCGGAAUCUCGCCAAUCUUUGGCUGGACAACAACGACAUCGCAUACCUGCCGGACUCACUGGUGGAGCUGGCGAAGCUGGAGGAGCUGGUCGUCCAGGGGAACCAAAUCGCCGUCCUUCCCGACGACUUCGGAAAACUGUCCAAGGUGAACAUCUGGAAGGUGAAGGACAACCCGCUGGUCCGGCCUCCGUACGAGGUGUGCAUGAAGGGGAUCCCGCACAUCGCCGCCUAUCAGCUGGAUUCGGCGCACUCGCGUCCGAGCGCUCGGCCCGGGCUCAAAUUGGUCUUGUUGGGACCGAAGGGCGCCGGUAAGACGCGACUGCGGCACAGCUUGCUGGGCGAGGAACACGAGAGCGAAGGCGUCCACGCCAACGAAGGAAUCCGAGUCACGAGCUGGGCGGCGGACGGCGGGCCCAACUUCCUGGUGUAUGAGUUGUCCGGAAAGCAGAACCUUGACCUUAUCAAGCCCUUCUUCCUGUCCCCCGCCGCGCUCUACGUCCUGGUGGUCAACCUCCGAGCGUACUCUUCGUGCGACUUCUACGCCCACGUGGGCUACUUCCUCCACCUGCUCGGCGCCAAGGUGCCCCGAGCCGUAGUGCUGUUGGUGGGCACGCACGCCGACCUGUGCGGGGAGGCGGAGCUGGAGGAGAAGAAGCUGGACAUCCAUCGUCGGGUGGGCCUGCAGCAGAGGAGGGACGUUCAGGUUCUGGGGAGUUUGGCGCUGAAGGUGGAGCAGGCGCUGCAGCAGGGCUACGCCACGCGCACCUCCAGCCCACACGCCCCCUUCUACGCCGUCUCCGACACCAACUUGCGGCGGAAGAAGGCCCGGCUGCGGUCCCUUCUGGACCGCCGCCUGCAGAUUCUGUCCCCGCUGCUGAGCGUCGGGAGCGUGCGGACCGACCGAAUCGACGUCGGGCGCCUCAGGGACAAACUGAUGUCGGUGGCCCGCCACCGCGACAUCUUUCCCGACCUCCACCGGGCGCUGCCCAGGUCUUGGCAGACGCUGGAGGAGCUGCACCUCAAGUCCAAAGAACUGUGGCUGACCCGCUGGGACUCGACCCGUCUGGGCCAGCAGGCGGGCCUGACCGGGGAAGGUCUGCGAAACGCUUUGUCCUACCUGCACCGCAGCGGGAAGCUGCUGCACUUUGAGGACAGCCCCGUCCUGGAGGACUACGUUUUUCACAACCCUCCGCGCUUCAUUGCCAUCCUCAACGUGGUCUUCCAAAGGGCCGCGGCUGAGGAGGACGGCGAGAACCUCGGGGCGGCACGGCUGCAGCGGCACCUGGAAGGUUUCGGCGGGUCUGGCCUUCGGCCGUCCGACGCCGUCCUCCCCACGCGGCGGGACCCGGACGUCGUCCUCGAGCUCCUGGAGAAGAUGGGUCUCUGCUAUUGCGUCAACAAACCCCGCGGAGGCGAGCCCCUUCACAGCGGCGCCGAGCUCUGGUACAAGUUCCCCGGGCGCGUCGACGUCGAGGAGGAGGAAGACGACGACGGCUCGGAGACGGAAGCCGACGGGAGCUUUGAAACGGAACCCGACCGGAGCGCGGAGGCGCCGCCGAGUCCGCCUUUCUCAGCGGAGCGGCUUCAGAUCCGGUACAGCUUCCCCUUCCUGUUCCCGCCCGGACUCUUCGCCCGCUUCAGCGCGCGGAUCAACGGCCACGUGGUCCAGAGGUCGGACGGCCGGCGGCGCAUUGUGGCGUAUCGGGGAAAGGUGCCGGUGGUCGUCAGCCACCGGCCUUCGACGGGGAGGCCGCGGGUCGCCACGCUGUCGGUCGGCAGCCGCGCCGCGCUGCCCAACAUGUGGACGGCGUGGCAGGCCGUCGCGCCGCUGCUGCACGAGCUUGACGCCCUGCUCGCGGACUGGCCCGGUCUGCACUACCACAAACACGUCCUCUGCGCCAAGUGCCUGCGAAGAGGCGCCGCCAGCCCGCACGCCUUCCCCGGAGAGCUCCUGUCUCAGCGACGUCCCGAAGGGGUGAGCGAGCUGACCUGUCCGAAGAAUUCCUCCGAGCGAGUCGACGUGGCUUUGAUCUACCCGCCCACGCCUGCGGACGCGCCCCCGACCGCACCCGCUCCCCGACGAGAUUGACCCAAAGUGACCCCACGCUGAAACGACCCCGAGACAGCGCUGGUUGUCGGUCCGGUACAGCACCAACAUGUGGCCGUUGACGUGGGGACUUCUUCUUGCAGGGGGGCACAACGGGGGGGAGGAGGGCACUGGACCGCGUCCCGACCGGGCGGGCGGCGGCUUCUCAGGAACGCGACGUGAGG
Messenger RNA from Phyllopteryx taeniolatus (common seadragon), 3606 nucleotides. Its product is annotated as malignant fibrous histiocytoma-amplified sequence 1 homolog. The record is from RefSeq and is a predicted model, not a curated record. Lineage: Eukaryota; Metazoa; Chordata; Actinopteri; Syngnathiformes; Syngnathidae. Gene Ontology annotation, molecular function: protein binding.